AUGCCCUUGCCAAUCUAUUCGCACAGACAACCUACUGGACGGACAUAUAACCAGCUAACACUCAUGGCAUCCUUCGAAUUGGGCACAGGUCUUCUCGAUGGCUUCAUCCGCUACCGCGGUUAUUCCGACGAUCCCUAUUCAAGCCUGGAGGACUUUGCAGAUCGGCUCAAUCACUUUGUGUCGUCAAUGAUCAUCCUUGUGCUGGCAGGAGUUACCAUGACGGAGGUGUACUUUCUACGACCCAUCUCCUGCACUCUGCCUACUACACCCGAUGGUCACUUUACCGAAUUUGCCGAAUCCCUGUGCUGGGUGCAGGGCACGAUCGGCCUCAACAUUGAAGACGCCCUCCCCAACGACCUCGCGGAUUGGGAUGAGCUGAGAGAGCGAUCAGAUAUAUCAUUCUACCAAUGGGUGCCCUUCUGCCUCUCAAUCCAGGCCAUGCUCUUCUACCUACCCCACCUCAUUUGGCAGGCUCUGGCCAUCAACAGCCUCGGCGACAACCUGGAAUGCCUCCUAAGCAGGGCUAAAAGGGCCAAUCAGGUGGAUGACGGCGCCGCCCGUCAGAACCUCGUCAACGCCUGCGCAGACCACCUCUGCAAGCUGUCCCGCCAGCACGCCGACAACCGCAUC
Molecule: messenger RNA, 630 nt
Organism: Dibothriocephalus latus
Lineage: Eukaryota; Metazoa; Platyhelminthes; Cestoda; Diphyllobothriidea; Diphyllobothriidae
Source: the annotation of a GenBank genome assembly